Molecule: messenger RNA, 1552 nt
Organism: Aedes albopictus (Asian tiger mosquito)
Lineage: Eukaryota; Metazoa; Arthropoda; Insecta; Diptera; Culicidae
Product: short-chain specific acyl-CoA dehydrogenase, mitochondrial-like
Exons: 2
Coding region: 167-1381 (404 amino acids)
Biological process (GO): butyrate catabolic process; fatty acid beta-oxidation using acyl-CoA dehydrogenase
Cellular component (GO): mitochondrion
Molecular function (GO): flavin adenine dinucleotide binding
Source: RefSeq, a predicted model, not a curated record
CAUUGUUUCCUUUUUCACCUCCGCGGAUUGAUAAAAGUGAUAGUGAAUGACUCUUGAUAAAUUUGCAUUUUUAAUUAAUGCAAAAAGCUCGCUUGACCGUUGAUUAUCAUGAUAAGCUAGCAUUAACUGGAAUAAUUUACCCAAUUAGUUCAUUGUUCCCAUCAACAUGUUCCCAAAGCUGUCCUCAAUCAAGCCCAUAGUCCCUAUCAUUCGACGGCAGUUCAGCGUUUGCGAACUCCCCAAGGACUUGCGACAAGUGCAGAAAACAUGCCGCAGCUUCGCAGAACGCGAGCUGCAACCAAUAGCCGCCGAAUUGGACCGAGAAGCGCGCUUCCCGGCAAAGCAAAUCGCUCAGCUGGCCAAUCUUGGGCUGAUGCGGGUCACCGUUGCGCCCGAGUACGGCGGUUCCAAUUUGGGUAUGCUGGCACUGUCCAUAAUCGUUGAGGAGCUUUCCAGGGGUUGUGCCAGUACCGGUGCCAUCGUAUCGAUCCACAAUUGCUUGUACGCAAAUUUGCUGAACCGUGCUGGAACCGAUCAGCAGAAGGACCAGUUUUUUACGAAGUACUCGGCUGAGACGAUUGGGGCCUUUGCGCUGAGUGAAUCUGAGGCGGGCUCGGAUGUAGCUGCUAUGAGUAUGAGAGCUGAGCGGGAUCGUUCCAGCGAUUGGAUUUUGAAUGGAUCGAAAGCCUGGGUUACUUCGGCGAAAGAGGCCAAAAGUGGAAUCAUCUUCGCUACGGUUGAUCCUGAGUUGAAGUACAAAGGGAUCACUGCGUUUCUGGUUGAUUUCGAAGGUUUGGAAGGAUUGUCGGUGGGGAGAAAGGAGGACAAGCUGGGAAUACGAGCCAGCUCGACAUGUAGUUUACACUUCUGCAAUGUUCGUAUCCCGGCUAGCAGCGUGCUGGGCAAUGUGGGAGGAGGAUUUCGCAUAGCCAUGGAACAGUUGGAUCGAGCUCGGAUCGGAAUCGCAUCGCAAGCGCUGGGAAUUGCCCAGGCAGCACUGGAAACGGCAGUACAGUAUGCCGACCAGAGGGUGGCCUUCGGUCAAUCGUUGUCCGCGCUGCAGGCCGUUCAGACGAGGAUUGCCGAGAUGGCGGUUAGAAUUGAAAUGGCGCGAUUGCUGAUUCGCAAAGCGGCCUGCAAGGUGGACCAAGGCCAGCCGGCGACGAAAGCGAUAUCGAUGGCCAAAUGGGUGGCUGGAGAAACGGCUACUUUUGCGGCGCACAACUGCCAACAGAUACUGGGCGGAAUGGGGUAUGUUAGGGAUAUGCCCGCCGAACGUUACUACAGGGAUGCGCGGAUUACGGAAAUUUACGGAGGUGUGACCGAUGUGCAGAAGGCUAUUGUAGCGGAUCAUGUGAUACGGGAGUUGCGGGGUAAAUGAAGAAUCCAAGAUUCUACGAACGGAGCAAGGUAAGAUCAUCAAGAUACAUAUUUUUUUUUGUGUGGUUUAGGGAUUUUUGAUAGAGAAUAGUAACGAGUAUCUUUAAGAUACAGCUACGGUAAAUCAUUUUUAUUACAUAUCGUGCAAUUUGCAAAUGAAAUUUAAGAUCCA